GUACCAUACAGGAAUAGUUACAAGCUAGAAGACUGUGAUAACCGAAGGAAAUGGGUUGAACAGGUCACCAGAAAAUCUUUACCAAAUGUUGGUCAAUGGCUGGAUCCACAGGGAACCCAUGGGAGUCAUUCCACUGAACGUUUGGCGGGGAAUAUAGAAAACCUCAUUGGAUUAGCUAAAAUUCCUUUGGGUGUUAUUGGCCCGCUUCUCAUCAAGGGUGAUCAUGUAAAUGAACAUAUUCUAUGCCCUUUUGCAACAACAGAAGGUACACUUGUUGCAUCUUCCACCAGAGGAGCUACAGCAAUGACCAGGUAAUUUUAACCGUAUAAAGCGGACCUCUCGCUCAGCAGAACAGCAGGGUAAGAAAAAAAAAAUUGGUUAUCAACAUGAUUGCAUGCAAUAAAUUUUGGUUCUGACAAAAUCGUCCGUUUGUACGUUCGCCCCUUCACUGUUAGCGGAUGUGAAAUGUCUUGUAGGGCGGCCAUUUUUUUCAGCUCAAAUUUGCAAAAUAUUAAAAUGAUUACAAUUUGGACAAAGAGUGAUCAAAUAUCUGUUAAAUAAAUUUACUUUGCAGGGGGGCAGGAGUUUCCUCCUGAAAGUUGAAAGUUUACACCUAUUUCUACCGCGACCUAGUGCAAUGAUCUACAAUUUCGAUUAUUUUUGAAUAAUUAUGUACCAGUUGAGUGUUGGUAUGGGACAGUUUGAGCAUGUUAUGGGAACUUUGAGUAAAACGGGUGUAUAAUUCCGUUAUUCUAGGUGCGGAGGAGUCAGUGCACGAGUGAUUCAGCGACGAAUCAUGAGAACACCGCAUUUUGUUACAGACUCCAUCCAGCAGGCACAGACGUUGUCAUCCUGGUUAAUUUCCCACUUUGAAGAACUUAAGUUAAGAGCCAGUGAAGUUAGCCAACAUUGCAAACUUCAAGCGCUGGAACCUUGGUUUGUUGGUCCGUUUCUUCUCCCUUUUUUGUGUGUGAUACUAGACUCUUAACGGCUCAAAAAAUUGAGAAAAGCUAUAACCUCAAUGAAAGUACAAGUUAUAGAAAGUAAAAAUGCUUGAUAAACUCCUUUAUUUGCCUGUGACCCCUUCUUUCCCUCCCUUUUUCCUCUUAUUUCUUUUUAGGUCGAAAUCUGCUGAUGGAAUUCGUUUACGAUUCUGCUGAUGCCGCUGGACAAAAUGGUGUAACUGUAACCACCUGGCACGCAUGUCAGUGGGCUCUAAAACAGAUCGCCAAGGAGCAACCGGAUAUCAACAUCAGGGAGUUUUACAUUGAAUCUAAGUGUAGUGGCGAUAAAGGUGCACUAGCAAAGAAUUACAUUAAAGGUCGUGGAAUUGAAGUUCAGGCCGAAGCUUAUAUUACAGAAUCUGUCCUGCAAAAUGUCUUAAAGGUACCUUGCACAAUGUAACACCCUUGCUUUAUUGUAAGUUUCUUUUUUUUGCAAUCCCUGAUCGAGGACACGGUCGGUUGUUACGAUUUUCUUUUUUUUUCGUAGUUUAUGUAUUUGAUAAAUAUUCUUCAAAAAUAGCAUUCGAAAUCCCUCGAAUCCUUUUUUAUCCGCUCUGACAUAAAUAUUAGUCAGCAAUUCAGGUAUUGGCUUCACAAAGUCUUCUAAUCUUCCAACCUCAUUUUCAAGCUCUGCAAUGUCAAAAAAGCUGAGCAGUGGUCUUAGCAUGACCUCAUAUGUGUCAUUCUCCCUAGUUUUCUGUAAUAAAAUUGGCUGACCAUAAAAAAUUAGGACUUUCACAAGUACACUUUCUUAUCAAUGUUUUUAAACAAAUUAAAAUUUGGAACUUCAUGUACAUUCAGAGAUAGCGUGCCCUGAUGAGGGACAGUCUUCUAGAUUUAAUUAGAACUGCUUCGACCAUGUCUAAAUGUAAGUCAGAACAUUAUCGCCAUGUUGAGCUUCUGGCUCUGUGAUCAGACCACUAAUGUUAACAUGCAAUAUACUUUCCUUUCAUUUGCAUGCCCUUCUUUGAAACUCGGCUUUGUAUGAAGAAAAGUUGAACUGGUAGUGGUGGAGAAAAUGUUAUACAAGUUUGUAGGCACAGAUCAGUAAAUAUGUUUGUGUUAUGCAACAUUUCCGCUAUUUAUUUUUUCCUUUGCAUAAAAGGUAGAUUCCUCUACCUUGAGCAGGUGUUUUCACGCUCUCCAGAUAGGUGCGCAGAGAGCUGGUUCGUACUGUGCUAAUGUGUGCGUCAGUAAUACAAUUGCUGGGAUAUCCGCUGCUACGGGACAGGAUUUGGCGUGUGUUCAUGAGAGUUCCUGGGCCAUGCUUGAGAUAACAACAGAAAGAGAAAUAAAAGUUGGUGGUAAAUAACAAGUAUUUGAAUAUGUUAGUCUAAUUUCAAAGCUAAUUCAUCGUUUGUUAUUGAAAAAAAAAAAAGAAAAAAAAUGUGGGAAAACGGUGUAAAGAUAAACGUUCUUGUGAUGGACUCUACCCGAGGAAAUGGAGCAAAGAACCUUGUUUCAGUUUCCAACCAUCAUUUUAUUACAUUAAUUUAGAUGGUUAAAAAUCCUUAAAUUGUCGAAUAUAUAAUAAACAAAUAAAUAUCGAACUUUCGUAUUUUUAAUUAAUUUUUAAAUAUUUUUCUUAAUUGUAAUACCCUAUUUACCAGAUCAAUUAAACACCGCAGAUGGAGGCAAAAAAACGCUCCAUAUAAUCAAAAAAUAUGCCGCCUUAAUUCAGGGAUUAUACGAAAAGGCGGUGCAGCUUUGUAAUCUACACCAUCCAGAAAUUUGCGAUUUUAUCUCAUCAAAAAAGGAAGACAUUAAAGCUUUUUUAAAAACAUGUUUCGUUUUUACAAAAUAUUUCUGAUUUGUCAGUGAUUUAAGAGGAUAAUGAGGAUAGUGGUCGAACUUUAUCCCCUCCACACCGUCCCCAACCAAAACCACAACUAUCCCUCGUUUGCUGCCGGAAAUGCUACAUUUUCUGCCCUCCGAAGAUCUGAGUAACCGACUUCUUUUGCAUUGUAUGAAAUCGGCUAAGAAAAAGACGUUUGCUUGUAACAGCGAAAUACGUAAAGAGUUGAAAUAAACGGCGCCCUUGAAUAAACCUGUCGUCGGAAACGCUAAAAAUUAAAAAAAAAAAAGCAAAAAGAAAAAGGCCGUGGCAUUUAAUCGAAUUAGUUGAAAAGAACGGGAUCCGGGAAUGCAAAAAGGUAAAAUUAAUUCGGUCUAUCUAACGAGAGAAUAAAACUUAAACGUCUUCCCGGUUGCUCCAAUAUUAAAACAUUAUAAUUAGCAUGACCAAUUAAUUCCCAUUAAUUUUCUUCUUCUCCUUUUUAUUUUCUUUUUACCUUUGAAAAUAACAUUUCGCUAUAUUGCAAUAAGGUGUAAAUAGAGACGUUAACACAUUCAUCUAACGUUCUUUAUUCCUAAGGAACUGAGUCUGGUGAGCUAUACGAACCGGGGAUUUACGCUAGCCUUGUUGUUCCUUCUCUUCUUAUUGGAACGGUGGGAGGUGGAACAGGGACACCAACUGCAAAAGAAUCUUUGAGGAUGAUGGGUUGUUUUGGAAAGGUAGGAAUCUUGCCGUGCAAGUAAGAAAAGAACCUUUUGGAGGUUUAAAAUCUCUAAGGGGGAAUUACAGAAUUCGGCGAGGAGAGGACGCUUAAUCCCCCAGAAUUCAAAUUUAUUCUUCCCUUAGCCUCCACCACAAAGCUGUUGGCCACUUUGGUACCUGAAAAAUCCCUAGCGGGAUUAAGUAUCUAACUCAUUCAUGGCACGUUCAGUUAACGUAUUCCAGCUUACCUUUCCGAGGAUAGUGGGCAAACUUUGUGUGAAAUCGGCUAAGAAAAAGACGUUUGCUUCCAGCAGCGAAAUACACAAAGAGUUUCUGAAAAAAAGUUGACUUGAGGAGUCAUUUGGCCUGGUGGAGUUCAUUAUAGAAUAUCUUGUAUUUUUUUUCACUAAGUUGAUAUUGCAAAUUUGCCAACGCGAAAGGAUUGAAAAGCUGACACCGCUCGAAAAAUUCACCUGUAGUUCUUUGGUGCCAAGGGAAAUUUAAAAACAAACAAACAAACGAAAAACAGAUUGAGAGUAUAUUCUUAAUGUUCAAAGAAAUCCAUUUCCUCCUCUAUUUCAGGGUCGUAUCUACAGAUUUGCGGAAAUAAUUGCUUCAUUCGCGUUGGCCAUGGAACUCUCCACUCUAUCAGCAAUAGCCAGUGAUAAAUUUGCAAGUGCACACGAGCGAUUUGGAAGGAACAGACCAGAGUAUAAUGAAAACUAG
Messenger RNA from Porites lobata, 4227 nucleotides. NCBI's taxonomy places the organism in Eukaryota, Metazoa, Cnidaria, Anthozoa, Scleractinia, Poritidae. The record is from the annotation of a GenBank genome assembly.